Messenger RNA from Vanessa atalanta (red admiral), 1984 nucleotides. RefSeq names its product transcription factor MafK (gene maf-S). The transcript is spliced from 4 exons. Bases 273 to 686 code for a protein of 137 amino acids. Gene Ontology annotation, biological process: regulation of transcription by RNA polymerase II. Gene Ontology annotation, cellular component: nucleus. Gene Ontology annotation, molecular function: DNA-binding transcription factor activity, RNA polymerase II-specific; RNA polymerase II cis-regulatory region sequence-specific DNA binding. The record is from RefSeq and is a predicted model, not a curated record. Lineage: Eukaryota; Metazoa; Arthropoda; Insecta; Lepidoptera; Nymphalidae.
AUCCAUCCAUUCCCCACUUCUCGUACCUAAAUUCGACGUACAAGUACAAUUCGUACUUAUUUUUUAUAUUAAACAGUAUACACUACAGCCUAUUUAGUAUCUGGUUGAUAUUUUUUGUUUUUUGUAUUUUAUAAUAAUUGAGUGUACAUCGUAUCCAUAUAUGAAAAUAUUUGGUUACUUCUUAGAAGGUGAAUGAUCGGUGCUAAGUGUACAAACUAAAACAGUUAAUAAAUAAACAGUAACGGGGCUCCGUUACUUACUCUCAAAGCAUCAUGCCUCAUGAUUUGAAAGGUCUGGGCGUAAGGAAAGCAAUAAUGGCUCCCCUGUCUCCCACACCCUGUGCUGAGAUCAGUGACGAUGAGCUGGUCUCCAUCUCAGUGCGUGAUCUUAAUAGACAACUCAAAAUGAGAGGCUUAACACGAGACCAAAUAGUCAGGAUGAAACAACGUCGGCGUACGCUUAAAAACCGAGGAUACGCUGCCUCGUGUCGCAUCAAACGAAUAGAGCAGAAAGACGAACUUGAAACUGAGAAAAGUCAGGAAUGGCACGAUAUGGAAACGAUGCAAGAGGAAAACACAAGGAUCCGUGAAGAGAUUGAAGCCCUUAGGAGCAAAUACGACGCCCUGAAGCGCUUCGCACAUAUGAAGAGCAUUCCGUUGCCAGCUGAACUUGAUAUGUUACCUUGAUUUAAUAUAGAUAUAUAACCCCUUACUCAUAUAUGAUGUAUAGCAUUUGUGUACGCAGCUCUGUCUUCAAAAUUGAAACAUUAUUCACUAGUGUCCUGGCUUCAGGUAGAAUAAACUACAUGAAAUGUUUAUUUCGUAAUAGAUGUAACUAUUGGUCUACGCGGCGCAUGCCAGUCAAUAUCCUGAAUAAUAUAGUCGGUAUGAUUUUCCACGACGCUUUCAACAAUUGUUGUCAUUUUUUCGAUAAUUUAAGCAAGACCUUAAUUAAUUAUGUAUAGAAAGACGCGAGGAAACCUGCACGUGUCUAAUUUCAAUGGAAUUCAGCCACAUGUGUCUCCACCAGCAUUGGAGCAGCGUGGUGGAAUGAGCUCCAAAUUUUCUAGGGAGAAAUCUUUAAAGGAGAGGCCUUAGCCCAGACGUGGGACAUUUACAAACUGUUACUUAACUUAAUGGAUAUACCUAAACCUUUCUUGUGAAUCACUCAGUCCAUUUGAAAAUGUAUUGGGUAGUUUUUGAGUUAAUCGCGUUCAACGGAAAAACAAGUGCGGCGGGACUUUGUUUUAUAAGGUGGUGUAUAGCCGAUCUAUACGUAAUGCUCCCUUUCUUUCUUAUUUUCGUUCCAUUACCUCAAGAGAGAAAGAGAUCGCUGUCUUUGGGAUAAGUCCGCCUCUUAAGCCUUCCCUGUCCGGUUUCAUCUGAUUGCAAUUUUGUAUCACGUAUUGUAUUAAAUUUAAUUGAAUGUAAAGCAAAGCCUAAUCGCUAUUUAGAUACCGAGAAGAAUCAACAACAAACUCAAUUAUUACAGUCUCGAAGGACUUAAAAUAUGUUCUCUAUGGCUAUUAACGAGUACGAACUCCACUAACUCUGAAAAAUAAGAUUCCAAUGUAUUAAUAAUUAAAGGUAUCGUCCAUUAAUUACCUCAUCUAAUCUCACGUGAGCGUAUUUUUAAUGAAAUAAGGAUUAGACUUAGUUCAAAAAGAAUUUUCGUGAAAAUAAAAUUACGUGAUAUUUGCCGAGAGACUAGUUCUGUCACGUGAGCUGGGGCGAGGUCCUCCCCGCUGAACACGUCACGCAAAACAGAUGCCGAUAUGUUAAGUUAAAAAUAUCAGCGGAAUUUUAUAAUAUAAACCGAUACCCAGGAAAGAUUGCGAAGUCAUAUGUAUUUUCUCUAAUGACUGAUGCUAGAAAGAGAGGCUUUGUGUUGCACUGUUCACACACGCUAUACAACGUUUGUGAGUAAGGACGAUAUUGUAUAGUUAUAGGUUAAGGAUGGGUUGUAAGAAUUAAAUUAUAUUAAU